AUGGUGUAAAUCUUUGUAUAAAUAAGAAAGUACUUGGAAAUGGAGAAUAUGCCGGGAUCGUUCGGUACGGGCAUCAGUUUCGCUCUCCGUUCUGGCCAGAUCUUCUUAUCUUCCACUUUGCUCAUCUACAUGUGCUUGCAUUACGAUUCCUAUGACUUCACUACCUUCUGCUUUUUGAUGACUCUGAUGGCUUUUGUAACUCCAUGGAGCAUCUUACUCGCACUGGCCGAUGCAUACUCUCUCUUACUGGAACAGCUUCCUCAUAAACCUAGCGUUCUAUCCAUAGUUCUCGCCGGUGAUGUCGUACUAUCUUUUCUUUCUCUGGGUGGGGCUUGUGGUGUAGCCAGUGCUACCGAACUGCUUUUGUCUACAGGUGCACAGAUUUGCGGCGAUAACUUCUGUAGCCAAUACCGAGCCACAGCUACAUUGGUCUUCUUGUGUUGGCUUCUGCUACUUGCUUCAGCUCUUUUCAAUCUUUGGAGUUUAUUAUAUGUUAUGUGAAGCUUAUCAAAUCUCAAAAGAACGUCUUGCUCUCCAAGCGUCUUUGUGAUGGCCUUUGUAUUGACAUGCUUACUUUAUAUAUGAGAAUCAUAAUAAUCAU
Raphanus sativus (radish) is the source of this 601-nucleotide messenger RNA. Its product is annotated as CASP-like protein ARALYDRAFT_485429. The record is from RefSeq and is a predicted model, not a curated record. The transcript is spliced from 3 exons. NCBI's taxonomy places the organism in Eukaryota, Viridiplantae, Streptophyta, Magnoliopsida, Brassicales, Brassicaceae. Gene Ontology annotation, cellular component: membrane.